AUGACUAGGCAGGAAUUGGAUGCCAGCGCCUUGAGAAAUGUCACCGACAAACUCUCAUUUGACGAAAUCGACGCGAUCAUCGAGAAUCUGUCAACAGGAAACUUAUCGAGUUUUUUAAAUAAUGAUAAACUUAACGAAGCGCUGGAAAAGGACGCGUAUAUCAUCAAUAAUGUGUUUACACAGACGGGAAUCACAAAAUCCUGCGAACACGGAGCCAAAAUAUCGUCAAUUAUUAAACACAAGGCAGCCAAACUUAAUGAAGCCACUGCUUUAGAGCUUUUGGACUGUAUUAUCGGAAUAUACCUCGAGAAUUUCUCAAAGCCAUCCAUCGAACACACUCUUACCAUGUCGUCUCAAGAUUAUCCAUCUAAUCCACUCGACUUUGUACUCUUAUCUAAGCACUUUGAGUCUGGAGUCUUGGCUUUCUCCUCGCUCUCCUGGGAUAACCUUCCCCUCUCAGAUCUAAUUGUUAAUGAAAGCUUAUCGCAGCAGAGGCAGAAACGCUCAGUGACAUCCAGCGUUCCUCAAUAUAACGAACUCGACACUCUGGUCGACUAUGAUGAUAAGUUGGAAACCAAAGAACGUGUGGAGAAGAUCAAGGAGCUUCUAAGAAGACAAACUUCAAGAAGAGCAGUCAGAUUUUGGGAGUUUGUUCUGGACCGCGAUCCUCAAAACGGGUUCAACAACACUUGCUUUAACCUGUACUCUCUGACUUUUCUUGCAACCAACGGCGAGGUUGAGAUUUUCAAGGGUUCUGACGGCGAGAUAAUGAUAAAGGUAUUUUGUGGUUUAAAAUUAUUUUUCAGGCUAGGGAUAGGGGUAGUGGCGCCAAAGUCAACUUUCAGUCCAUUGUUACUGGUUGGUCUUAUCAGCAGUGGUCUAAUCUGUUAG
Messenger RNA from Theileria annulata, 891 nucleotides. RefSeq lists its product as uncharacterized. Bases 1 to 891 code for a protein of 296 amino acids. The transcript has a single exon. NCBI's taxonomy places the organism in Eukaryota, Apicomplexa, Aconoidasida, Piroplasmida, Theileriidae. The record is from RefSeq and is a predicted model, not a curated record.